Messenger RNA from Clonostachys byssicola, 2214 nucleotides. The record is from the annotation of a GenBank genome assembly. NCBI's taxonomy places the organism in Eukaryota, Fungi, Ascomycota, Sordariomycetes, Hypocreales, Bionectriaceae.
AUGACUGACGAUAUGUUCCCGCAGAUGCAAUCCGAUGUUGCCAAUACGCGACCAACGACCAAACGUCGCAAGAUAGCGCUUGCAUGCAACUACUGCCGAGCUCGCAAGACCCGAUGCGAUGGUCGACAGCCCGCUUGCUCGACGUGUGAAAACAAAGGUGCCGGUUCGACCUGUGUGUAUGAGCAGGGGACUCUUAAAACCAGGAGAUAUGUCUCAACCUUGGAAGCAAGGGUUCAGGAGUACGAAAGGAGAAGAGUGAUGGAACUAAUGGAUGACGGGCCAGGAGAAGACACGCGGCAAGCGGCCGUAGUCGCUGUUUCAAGAAGCGACAACUCGCCGAUUUCCACUGUCCAGGGCGACUUUUCAACAGGCGAAGGACCGACAGCCAAGUCGCCAUGCCACGAGGCCAUAGAGACUGACGCCAUGGUCAUUGUACCUUCUUCCGAAGGAGACGUUACCAACCAUCUUGGUGAGUCAUCUCCUAUGGCGUUCGUUCGAUCCAUGUUGCGAACAAUCGGCAAGAAUGACUCGCCCUUGCAUGCGACGAACACGAAACCCACCAACGGCUCUCGCCCGGAGAGAUCCUAUCUCAGUCCGCAAUCACAGGAUGGCGAUCUGGAUCUGGACCCCGUCUCACUGCCGACGCGAAGAGUAGCCGACGGCUUGGUCAAGGCCUUCUGGGAGUAUUUGCAUCCUCUCCUACCUAUUCUCCACAAACCUACAUUUAUGAAGUCCUACCGCUUGCAAUGGGUGGGCGAGGACGAAGCAUGCCCAAGCCACUCAUCGGGAGGUCAAGAUGAUCCGCCGUUCCUCUCGACCUUGAAUAUCGUUUUCGCCAUCAGUUGCCAGUUCAGUGACCAGAUCACAACCACGCGGAAGCGAGUCUUUGCGGAUACAUUCUACCGGCGAUCACGCAGGAUAUUUGCCGACGAGCUUCUAGAUUAUCCGACGCUUGCCACCGUGCAGCUUCUCUUGCUCACAGGCGUAUAUCUCCAAUCAACCGCACACGCAAACCGAUGCUGGAACAUCGUAGGUUCGGCCAUCAGAACUGCACAGAGCUUGGGUCUUCACCUUGACCGUACGGCUGGAGCCGAGAAUCAGCUGCAGAGGGAAAUGGAGCGCAGAGUCUGGCACACAUGUAUUUUCCUAGACCGUCAACUCGCCGUAACGUUUGGCCGGCCCGCAAUGAUCUACGGGCGUUCAAAGAUUCCUCUGCCCUUGCUGAUUGACGAUGAAUACUUGCUGGAGAACGGUGAGGGCUCCCAGCCGCAUAAACCUGCAGAAAUAUCCAGCUUCGUCUACUCGUGCCAGCUCUUCGACAUUCUAAACGAAAUUCUCUCCUCUUUUUACUCUGACAAAAGCAACGAGCCUCAACCAUCCAACCCUCCCUCUACAACCUACCAAGAGCUGAGCACCGUCAUGAGGCUGAACAGUGCCUUGGAUGAUUUUCAGGACACCCUUCCCAGCUACCUUGUCAUCAGUCCCGAUUCAGCGAAUCCCAUCACCCCUGUACACGACAAGGUUGCUCUUGGGGCAAAAAUUCUAUAUUCUAGGUUCCUGUAUAUCCGUAUCUUCCUGUUGCGGCCGAUCCUAUUGUUAGUGGCGGAAGUCUCGACAAACCCUCCCGGUGAAAAGAAUCCGUACAAGAGUGACAGCCUUGAACAGCAGCUAGCCUUUAAAGCUUGCUCAUUAUGCGUCUCCACAGUCCAAACCUUAAUCGCCCACAUUUACAAGAACAUGGACAGUUCCUACUGGACCUCCAUUUCGCACAAGAUUCACUGCAAGACAAGCCUCCCUUACUCCUACUUUCAAGACUGUCUCCUUAACACUUCAGAUGCAUUUUCCUGUGCCAUAGUGCUCGUAGCAGCACGUCUUUGCCCAGCCCCCGAGCUGAAUUUCGAGACGGGUUCACUCCAGACUUCUUGGUCCCAGUGCAUCAAGAUAUUCGAGCAAUAUAUGCCACACUUCCCCUGCGCAUCCCACGUAAUACAAAUCCUUGAGAUGCUGGAACAAAGGAUGCCCCAUCUCACAGCAGAAGGAGAAACAAAUAUGCAAGGGCCACGAAAUUCCAUGGCAUCAGUAGACGAGCCCAUCUGGCCAAGUUGGGCCAUGCUAGACGAUCUUCUCCAGUGUGAGCCUAUGGGCCAAACUUUUGUCGGCGAUAAGUGGCCAGAGGAGAUGCUCUCAACUUUUGGUUGGACAGAAUCACUUUGA